GCUUUAAAGCGCAUUACACACUAGGCGCAAGUUAUUCAUUACGGGAUUUGUAUAAACCCUAGCAAUAGCUUAAAACCCUGGUAAGAGCUCUGUGACAAUGGCUGGAUCAGGGAUUCUCUCACGGUUAUCAUCAACCCGCUUACCCUCUUUUUCUGUCAAGCUGAGAACCAACAAAUCGGUUAUGUCCACAAUUUCUCCAUUGAAAUCAAGCUCUCAACCUCAGGUCUCCUCCUCAAUGAAGCGCAUUUCAAGAUUACCAGUGGAAUUGAGCUGCUUGAUGUCGAUGAUGCCAUUGCAUAGUGCAGUAGCUUCGGCUCGGCUGAAAUCAUUUCUUUCCACCGAUUCUCAGAGCUGGGGUUUGGUUCCUCAAGGUAUCUCUAUGCCUUUAUGACAAGUUUUUGCUGCGGUUGUUUCAUCAAACAGAUUUCAUGUUAAUCUUAUAAUGCAUUUUCUUCUUGAAUUUGAUAAAGGUAAGGGGUUUUAAGAUGUUAGUUUUUCUUUGCCUCUUAUUCAGUGUUGGAGAGAUGUAUUUUGUAAGAAAUAUUUGCUCAAUGAAAAAUCUGAGCAAGAAAAUGUUGAAUACAUGGAUAACUUUUUGGAUUGAACUGAAUCAAUUUAGUUGCUAUAAUACAUCUCAAUAACUUCUGUUGUGAA
Pistacia vera is the source of this 654-nucleotide messenger RNA. RefSeq lists its product as uncharacterized. Lineage: Eukaryota; Viridiplantae; Streptophyta; Magnoliopsida; Sapindales; Anacardiaceae. The coding region runs from base 98 to 391 and encodes 97 amino acids. The transcript is spliced from 3 exons. Gene Ontology annotation, cellular component: mitochondrion. The record is from RefSeq and is a predicted model, not a curated record.